GAUUUCAUUUCAGUGACAGAGCCGAGGAAGGAGAGGAGGAAGAACGGCCAGCAUCCAAUCACUCUCGUAUACAUUUGCAGAACUUCCGUUCAAGUACUCUGCGGCUUGGCUCUGCUUCUUGAGACUGCGAUCGGCAUCGCCGUCAAGGAUUCAAUUCCGGUCCUUAGCUUCCCUGCUGCCGUUCAUUUUUGGUGAUUUCACCUCUUUCAGCUAGCGAAGAUGGUUGUUCUGGCCGCUUCCAUAGUCAGCAAGUCUGGAAAAGUACUUGUGUCCAGGCAGUUUGUUGAUAUGUCUCGAAUAAGGAUUGAAGGAUUGCUUGCUGCUUUUCCAAAGUUGGUUGGAACUGGAAAACAGCAUACAUAUGUUGAAACUGAGAAUGUGCGAUAUGUUUACCAACCAAUAGAAGCGCUGUACUUGCUGCUUGUGACCAACAAGCAGAGCAAUAUACUUGAGGAUUUGGAUACCCUUCGACUUCUCUCCAAGCUUGUACCUGAGUAUUCUAUGUCAUUAGAUGAGGAGGGAAUAUGCAGGACAGCUUUCGAGUUGAUCUUUGCUUUUGAUGAAGUCAUUUCCCUUGGGCACAAGGAAAAUGUAACUGUUGCCCAAGUCAAGCAAUACUGUGAGAUGGAGAGCCAUGAAGAAAAGUUACACAAGUUAGUUUUGCAGAGUAAGAUUAAUGAAACGAAGGAUGUGAUGAAGCGCAAAGCUAGUGAGAUCGACAAAAGCAAGAUUGAGAAGUCUAGGGGUGACAGGGGAGGAUUUAAGGGUCUGCAAGGUAUGGGAUCUGGAAGACUUGAGAGUAGCUUUAGUGAGAUGAGCAUAUCUAGCUCUGGAAGUGGUUUUGGAAGUGGUUCUGGAUUUGGAUUGACUACUGACGUGGAUUCGUUUUCAAGCAAGCCCAAAGGCCGUGCACCUUCAUCUGCCACUGCUCCUCCCAAAGGUCUUGGCAUGCAGCUUGGUAAAACCCAGAAAACAAAUCAGUUUUUAGAAAGCUUGAAGGCUGAAGGUGAAGUGAUUCUUGAAGAUGUGCAGCCAAAGGCAGCCACCUCUAAAUCGGCUGCCCCACCUCCAACUGAUCCUGUCACUCUUACUGUGGAGGAGAAACUUAAUGUCACACUUAAACGAGAUGGUGGAGUAAGUAAUUUUGAUGUUCAAGGCACACUAUCACUCCAGAUCCUUAACCAAGAGGAUGGACUGAUCCAAGUUCAGGUUGAAACUGGGGGUAAUCCAGGCAUCCUUUUCAAGACACACCCUAACAUCAACAAAGAGCUCUUCUCAAAUGAAAAUAUUCUUGGCCUGAAAGAUCCUAAUAGGCCUUUUCCCACUGGCCAAGCUGGUGAUGUAGCAGGUGUUGGUCUUUUAAGGUGGAGAAUGCAAAGCGUUGAUGAGUCAAUGGUGCCCCUGACAAUCAAUUGCUGGCCUUCCGUGUCUGGAAAUGAAACCUAUGUCAGUAUUGAAUAUGAAGCCUCAACAAUGUUUGAUCUAAGAAAUGUUGUGAUCUCAGUACCACUUCCUGCUCUUCGUGAAGCACCAAAUGUGAGACAGAUUGAUGGAGAAUGGAGAUAUGACUCCAGGAAUUCCAUCUUGGAGUGGUCGAUACUUCUCAUUGACAAUUCAAAUCGCAGUGGAUCGAUGGAGUUCGUUGUUCCUCCAGCAGAUUCUUCAGCAUUUUUCCCAAUAUCAGUGCAGUUUGCAGCUACCAGUACUUUCAGUGACCUAAAGGUUGUGAACAUCUUGCCUCUGAGAGGUGGACCUCCUCCCAAGUUUUCUCAAAGGACUCACCUGAUUGCGGACAAUUACCAAGUGGUUUGAGUGUGAAGAUACAUUCAGUUGCAACUGAGAUGCUUUUGCACAAUUACUCUUUGUUUGCCUUUUUAUUAAACAAAAAACCGUAAAUUUUCAGUUACUUGAGCAAUCUCUAUAGUGCUGGAUCCCCUGAACCAACAUCUUCUUGAAUGUCAAUUGGGUGGUGAGUUUAAUGUUUUGUAGAUCUUAUAUUUAGCUUGUAUGCGCUGUUUAUGUCUUUUCUUUUGGUGAAUCUAAUAUUGUAUGGUGACACUGUUAUGCCAUAUAUACGAUGACUGGGAACUAAAAACUUGGCCUGUGGUCUUCC
Punica granatum (pomegranate) is the source of this 2113-nucleotide messenger RNA. NCBI's taxonomy places the organism in Eukaryota, Viridiplantae, Streptophyta, Magnoliopsida, Myrtales, Lythraceae. The record is from RefSeq and is a predicted model, not a curated record.